Molecule: messenger RNA, 3768 nt
Organism: Manis javanica (Malayan pangolin)
Lineage: Eukaryota; Metazoa; Chordata; Mammalia; Pholidota; Manidae
Gene: PEX26
Product: peroxisomal biogenesis factor 26
Biological process (GO): protein import into peroxisome membrane; protein import into peroxisome matrix
Cellular component (GO): peroxisome; peroxisomal membrane
Molecular function (GO): ATPase binding; protein-containing complex binding
Source: RefSeq, a predicted model, not a curated record
CCUCUUCCGGAACUGGUUCGUGAAGCUCCUCCAUAUCAGCACUUGGCCUCAGCUACGGGAGCCGCAGUGGCGGUGCAGGCGCGCUGGGGAUACCCCGGAUCCCCGGAGAGGCGGCGCCUCGCGGUCUGGAGACUGGCUCCGAGCCCGGGCUAGCCAUGACGAGUGACUCCUCGGCGUCGGCGGCACCGCCCCGCGGGCCUGGGGCGCCCCUGAGUAGCAGCGAGCCGGUGCGCAGCGUCCCCGCCGCGCCAGCGGCCGCGGCCCUGCUGGAGGAGGCGGCCGACCUGCUGGUGGUGCACCUGGACUUCCCCGCGGCGCUGCGCACCUGCGAACGCGCCUGGCAGAGCCUGGCCGGCGACGCCGGGGCAGAGGCGCCUGCGAACACCUCUUUGGAGGUGAAAUGCUCCCUGUGUGUUGUGGGGAUACAGGCCAUGGCAGAAAUGGAUCGGUGGCAGGAAGUCCUGUCCUGGGUUCUUCACUAUUACCAGGUCCCUGAAAAGCUGCCCCCCAAAGUUCUGGAGCUGUGUGUUCUUUUAUACAGCAAAAUGCAAGCGCCUGGAGCUGUGCUGGAAGCUGUCAGAGCCUGGCUGCAGGACGCUGACAAUCAGGGCCUUUCUGAGUACACAGCCUUGGCCGAACUCCACGUGCAGCGCGUGCUGCUGCCUCUGGGCUGCUGGUCGGAGGCUGAGGAGCUGGUGGUGGGCUCUGCAGCCUUCAGUGAGGAGCAGCAGUUGGGUGUGCUCCAGGCCAUCAGCUUGGGGAGACAGCAGAAACACCAGCCCUUGGUGUCCGCGGAGGCCCAGAAACUGAAUGGAGAAGGCUCCUUAUCCCACAAGUUCCUGUCACUGCUGACGCUGCUCCGCCGGCUCUGGGACUCUGCGGUGAGCUGCUGCUUUUCUCUGCCCUUCAGAAAGAGCCUCCUGGCUGCCUUGAUCCUCUGCCUCUUGGUGGUGAGGUUUGAUCCAGCAUCUCCUUCUUCCCUGACUGUGCUGUACAAGCUGGCUCGCGUCUUCUACCGGAUCCGGGGGGCCAUGUGUUCUCCUCUCUGCUGGCCUCCUGUCCACAACUGAGUGGUCUCCCCUGCCCCACCCUCUGGCCUCACAUCCGCCCCAACGGAAGCAGAGUGCUGCGUGGCAGCCUCAUUCCUGCUGAUGGCCAGGCCCCUACGCACGGGGCUGGGCUGCCUCAUUCUAGAAAGAGCCACCUAGGCUGCCUGCCUGAUGCUGUCUCCUUCAUGCCCCACUCUCGCUGGUGCUAUAGGUAAUGUGGAAACAAAGGGGAGCCAGGGGACACAAGUCCUCAGGAGCAGUCUCCCUUAGGCCCAGAGGCCCCCCGCCAAGCACAGGUUGGGAAGGGAGAGUGCGUCCACGAAUCAUUCUGUCUUGGGGACAGCGGGGAGUUUCUGUUUCAGGGUAGGGUGUUAAUGAAGCUGGAAGAUCAGAAAAACCUUGUUGCAGUGGCUCUUGGCAUUUCACUUCCUUGGAAAACUGACCUCUGAGAAAGCUUCCAAGGCAGGCCCUUGAUCAGGCAGAGUGAUGUCCAGGAGGGCCUUUUCCUUCUCUUCUGGUCCCCACUGGUCUGCUCAGUCACCUGCCAGUGCAGCGCCCUGUGGUUUGGCAGUGGGGCCCUCUCUGUGGCCAGGCCAGGGCAUGACUGCCAGAACCGCCAGGUGCCCAGCUCUUCUCACUGGGUAAAGCGUCCUUGCUGGGUGCCUCCUGGGCUUCAGCUCCGUUUUCCGGUUCCAAGCCCUGCUCUGUUACACCCAGCAUCCUUGCCCUCUCCCCCCAUCACACCCUCCCCUGCCUCGCAGGAGUGCUUUUGUACUUGGAUGGCAGUUUCCUAGGUUCUGCCUGCAUCCUUGCCUCCCGGGUACACGACGGUCCUGCCUCCCCACUUUGUAUGUCCCGUUGUUCUAGUUACAUUUAUUGUUUGUAUGUUACACACAUUUCUCUGCUCCUGUGACCUUGAAAAGUGGGCCAGCCUCAGAGGCUGAGGAGCUGAAAGGGGAACUGGGUGCGAGGUAAUGUGAGCUGCGAAGGGGAUGGCAGAGCAACACAGGGUUUGAAGGCAGCCAGUGAUUUUAUUCAUUGUUGGGGAGGAGGCCCUGGGGCCAGAGUGUUGGAGUAGCUGCCAUGUUUCAGUGUUUUCUGUUGUUGGCCGCACGAAUCUGACAUGUUUCUGCACAAGAAAAUGUAAAACAUUACUCUGCUGUCAGGACUGUGAGAGGCUCCUCGCAGGGCUGGCCUUUCUCCAGAGGCCAAGGAAACUGCCCCCUACCUGACCUCAGUGAAUGUUGAUGCAGAGAAUAUAGAAGGCGCUGGUUAGCUAGUUUGUCAUUGGUUGAUAUUCAGGAGUUUCAAGUCACCUGUCUCUUUAGUAAAACAGGUACAGUAAGUACACUUUGCAGGAGAUUAAGUCCCUGAGAUAUGGUCCAACUGUAUAGGAAACAAGAGUAUGCUUUCCCACACGGGCUUUUUUUUUUUUGGUAUCAUUAAUCUGCAAUUACAUGAAGAACAUUAUGUUUACUAGGCUCCCCCCUUCCCACAUGGGCUUUUAAAUUGUUAAGAGCCCUGGGAAGAGGAAGGGGGAGGGUGAGCUUUGAGGUGUUUCCUUCAGAAUGAUUUCGUAAAGUGAAAGUCUGGUUCUGUGCACUACCCUAGAGAAAGCUAUUUAGUGGCGUCCUGUGGCCCAUAGGAUGAAACGCAGGUCACCCUGCAUGGAGUUUAAGGCCCCCUGUUCUUGCGUUCAGCAGACACCUCCAGUCUCUUGGGGGCCCUGUGCUUUCUGCAUACUGCCCUCCGCUGCCCGGUGGGCUGUGGUUUUCUGAGCACUGCACCAUCCUUCACACCCCUGUGCACCUAGAACAUGCUCUUCCUGUUGGAGGCCCGGCCCCCAGAUGCCUGGUGAGCCCCUCAGCUUUCUUCACUGACUUAAGGGCUGCUUUGGGAAUCCUUUUGCUAUGUCCCCUGCUUCCAGGCCCGUGCCCACAUCACUGCUAUGGUAGUGACCCUUUGGCCCUGAUAGGUCAUUUGUUGCUCCCAGUAACUGAGCUCCUUGAAGUUGGGGAUGUGGCUGGUUGCAGCCCUUCACAGCCAGGCCUGCAUCCCUGCUCUACCCCACUAGGUGUGUGACUGCUGGGUAGAGAGCAGCCACCAGGCCGCAGCCUCUCAUCCGGGCCUAGUUCCCCUGCAGAGGGGCAUCUGGAUGGGUAGCUGGGGUCCUGCUUAUGAAGAGCGAGCAUGUCAUCCUGCCUCAAGUACAAGCUCUUGUGUGAGGCAGCUGUGCCUCUGCUGCUCAGCCCAGUGCCUGGAAUUAGAAGGUGUUCAGAGGUGUCCACAUGAAUGAGUAUACAUUCCUGGCAUGUCAAAAGGUCUGUGUUUUGUAUUGUGAAAACCCUGAGGACAGAGAAGGCCUGGCUGCCCAGUUCAUAUUUUGGGCGCCCCCUGAAGACCCUGUUCCUACCCGGCUCCAGGCCUCUGGGUUCUGCAUUUCACGGUUUUCUUGCACUCUACAAUGUCCUCUGCUCACCAGUCCUGGCGGACCUCCUGGUCAUAUGAGGAGCUCGGAGCCUGAGCUGCCCGGGUUGCUCUGCCCCUGUGAGGACACAGGCUGGCGCUCACGUCGGCGUUCAGGUCUGGGCUUGAUGAGGCCAGGAGGGAGGGGAGGGCAUCCUUGUUAGAGUCACACCUGUGCUGGCCAUUAGCCACAUGUGGCUUUGAGCACUUGAAAUAUGGCUGGUCCAAAUUGAGAUGUUUUGUAAAUGUAAAA